Molecule: messenger RNA, 1547 nt
Organism: Rhea pennata
Lineage: Eukaryota; Metazoa; Chordata; Aves; Rheiformes; Rheidae
Product: zinc finger protein 70-like
Exons: 2
Coding region: 129-683 (184 amino acids)
Source: RefSeq, a predicted model, not a curated record
UCGGGGGACCCAGGCGUCCGGGCCUAGCAAAGGGUUAAGGACCCAUAGAGCCCCGCGCGCGGGGGGCAGGGCGGCGGGGCCUGGCGGCGGUGGCUGGGCGGGCCUGCAGAGGUGCCACCGCCGGCGCCAUGGGGGAGAAGCCCAACGCGUGCCCGUACUGCGGGAAAGGUUUCCGCCGGAGCUCCCACCUGACGCGGCAUCUGGGCACCCACGGGGGUGGCGCGGCAGCCCCGGAGCGCGCCGGCACCCCGCCGCCUGCGCCGCGGCCCUACGCCUGCGAGCGGUGCGGCAAAGCCUUCGGGCGCAGCGCCCACCUGGCCCGCCACCGCGAGACCCACUCGGGCGAGCGGCCCUACCGCUGCGGCUGCUGCGGCAAAGCUUUCCGCCGCAGCGCCCACCUCACCCGCCACCGCGGCACCCACACGGGCGAGCGGCCCUUCGCCUGCGGCCUCUGCGGCAAAGCCUUCACCCGCGCCGCCCACCUCACCCGCCACCGCCUCACCCACACGGGCGAGCGGCCCUUCGCCUGCGGCGACUGCGGCAAGAGCUUCGCCCGCGCCGCCCACCUCACCCGCCACCGCACCACCCACACCGGCGAGCGGCCCCACAAGUGCACCGGAUGCGGCAAGGCCUUCGCCGCUGCCGCCCAUCUCCUCCGGCACCAGCGCACCCACCGCGCUUAGACGCCCGCCCCGUGCUCCCUUUUUCCUGCCCCUUUCCUCUUUUUCGCCGGGUGGGAAGACCCAGCACCCCUUCCCGCCGCAGCUCCGGGUCCGCCGCCUCCGUCCGGGGCUGCCACACGCUGUUUUUUUCUCCCCCCCCUCCCGUCCUGACUGCUGCAGGGGGGGAAUUGGACUCACCCCUUCGCCCCGCCAUCGACCGGUGGGGGAAAAUCCUUCCUGUUUUCCCUCUGUAGAGCCUCAGGCUCUUGGAGUCCCGGGACUGGGGCAAAAAUCGGAGCUUUCCGCUCAACGCCGUCUCGGUAGCUCUCAGACAGGACUCAUCCGACCGUAUUUUCUUCUCUCAGUGCAAGGAAGCUCCUAAUUUAGCGGCGGGGCAUCUCCUCCGCCACCCGCAGGCGUCAGCCCCUCCGGGACUUGCUGUGCUCAGCCUCUCCGAAGGGUUCCUCGCUUUCUCGCCGGUCCUGCCGGAGGAAGACGGCCUCGGAGGAAAGCCCAGACAUCAGUUUCUGUCUCGAGGAAGCCAAGGUUAGCGUUGUCUCGUGCCGGCGGCUGCCAGGAAACCCAGAGGCGAGAGACUUCUUUAAGACAGAGCUGCCUCGAUGGUUUUCCGGGCCAAACCAGCGGCGCGGUGGGAUGAGCCCUACCCUGCCGUAUCCUCCUGUCACAUCUCUCCGGAACGAAGUGUCUAUGUCAAGGCUCGUCAUCCGGUGCCGCCUGAGGAAAGGGCUUGAGAUGGUGCUUUCCUGAGCAGCCUUCUCGGAGCAUUUCUUGCUCCCAAGAUGGCCCUCGCUGGAGCCGGGUUUUAGUGUUUUUUGUGGGGUUUUUUUUUGUGUGAAUUUUCCAUAUGAAUUUCCAGUGUCCUUA